AUGAUGUCCCGCAAAGCAAAACGGAAGCUUGAAGAUACCGACGCGUCAAGUGACCGAAAAAGAGCCAGAACAUUACGUGAUACGCCUGUGAAACGCGACCUCUUGAAUCGUUGCUACGACAAAGUCACUACGUUAAGAGAAUAUAUCCUCCUUAAUCUGCCGCCGCGCUCUCGUCUUCGAAGAAAGAAGAUAGCGUCUGUUGGUGCGGGGGAAGAUGUCGGAGAACUUGAAAGAAGUUUGUCGCGACUCCUCGAUACGUCACUUGUUUGUUUCGCCGACCAGCAGAAUGUCGAGGAUGAUCACACGCGAAAGAUGCAAUAUAUUGAAUUUACACAAAAGGGGGAUGAAUCCCAUGUUAGUUUAUCAGAUGGCAUCGCGGGAUCUGCGUUUUGCCAAGAUGAUAUUGUGGAUUUCGUCUUGUGGCUACUCUUCCGUCGAGAAUCGAACGUUGGAGGACGGCCUAAACACAUCCUAUGCGACGGCUUCAAAAGAUCAGGCGGCCCAAAAAAUCAAGGGACGACCAAUAUCCCGGGUCUAUUCAGCCACUACCCUAAUUCCCAUGUAAAAGCACUCAAAGAAAGUCCCUGGCCACAGCUGCUAGCUCUACUCGGCAAAGCUGGCGAAGAGAUCAUGGUCAAACUCCUUGCCGAUGCAUCAAUCUAUAUAGCCGUUGAAGCUGGCUUCAAUAAUUACCACCAACUGUCAGGCGUGCCUCUUGCAGAGCUUGAUCUCCCUGGCGGCAACGUAUCACUGAAUAAGGGGUUGGCUUGUGUAGUGCGUAAACCAACAGACAUUACUUUGGUGAGAAGUAGAAUAUUCUAUGCUAAGCCGUCUCUCUCGACGAACGGGCUUGUCCAAGCCGGCUACAAACACAUUCACGUAUUGAAUAGGCAUCGCAGACCCUCUGACUCCGCCAACUUGGAUGUUGAACAUCAAGGUGUAAUCAAUGUCAUGAUGUACAUGUUUCCUCGUCAAUUCGGACUGCACAACGUCUUUACCUCCCAGGUUGACCCCACCAAAACUUCUCAAAAGUUCCAGGACUAUACGUCAAGAGAAGAUGAGAUUGCUGCCGCCUUCAAGACUAAACCAGGAGAUAUUACUCCAAGAAAGCCGAAAACGCCCAAGCGGCUCCGCGGUGACGCCGAGCAACUCGUGAAGCGUUUACAAAUCCUUCAUAGCCGAUGCUCUUAUACGGAGUUACUGAGGCAUUACUGCCCUUGCGUCUUUGACAGAUUCUCGCGGAGUCGAAAGCCAAGGCUCAAGAAGAUCCUCAUAUCAUCUCGGAAGCUGAAGCCUUUGCAGGACGCACCCCCGAGGUCGAAACAAAAAUGCGCUUCAUCCCAGAUGUAUCCGGAAGCAGGAACUUUCGACACACAGACGCAAUCACUUCCGAAGCACGACUCUCUAGAAGAACUGGCCACACCACCAUCUCAAGUUUCUUCGUUCUGUCAAGCAGCCCUGUCCAAGAUCAUCCCAGAUAGCUUCUGGGGAAACGGAGAUGCUGGGAAACACAACAAAUCAACUGUGAUGCGAAGCGUUCAUCACUUCAUCAGGCUCAGGCGCUUUGAGACUAUGUCGCUACAUGAAAUAACGCAGGACCUCAAGAUUACAGAGAUUUCUUGGCUCCAACCUCAUAAUUAUGGUGCCCAGAAACCCAGCAGAACGGACACCGAGAAGCGUCUUGAGAUUUUCCACGAAUUUCUUUAUUUUGUUUUUGACUCACUUUUGAUACCCCUGAUUCGCAACAACUUUUAUGUCACUGAAUCCAAUACCCAUCGUUAUCGAGUUUUCUACUUCCGCCAUGAAGUAUGGAGACGAAUUGCAGAGCCUGCCAUGGCAGAUCUCAAAGCAGACAUGUUUGAGGAGCUUAAGAUGAAUGAGGCGCUCCAGAUACUGGAAAAACGGGAGCUGAGCACCAGUCAGAUUCGACUAUUACCCAAGGGUAACAAGUUGCGCCCCAUCAUGAACCUGCGACGAAGAUCUAUGGCUCGGGGACCAUCCAAGAAACUUGGUCGCAGCAUCAACAAAGUUCUGGGACCUAUCCACUCGCUCUUAAAAUUAGAAACGAGAAUUAAUCCAUCAAAACUGGGAUCUACAAUGUUCUCAGUAAGCGACAUUUACAACCGACUCAAGGCCUUUAAAGAAACUCUAAGUCCCGGUCAUGGCAAGCUGUACUUUGCCAAGGCUGAUGUCAAGGCUGCUUUUGAUACUAUUCCACAGGAAGCAGUCAUCGAGCUUAUGAAAUCCGUGCCUAGCCAAACCAAGUACACCAUCAUGAGGCAUGUGGAGGUCAAGCCAGGCGAACGAGCGGUGAUAGACGACGAUAAAUAUUCCUCCAAAGCCGUCCGGCGAUGGUACGCUUCCGCUUUGAGUGAGAAUGAGAACCCAGCUUUCACAGUGCGUCUUGAGGGGGACCUGGCACCGAAGAAGAAAAACACUGUCUUUGUAGACAGUGCGUUCCGCAAGACCGAGAAUACUGGAGAGCUCAUGAGUCUCUUGAAGGAGCACGUUAAACAAAAUCUUGUCAAGGUGGGGAAGAAGUACUACAGGCAGAAAGUCGGCAUUCCUCAAGGCUCAGUCCUAUCCUCGUUCCUAUGCAACUACUUUUAUGCCGAUCUUGAAUCAAAGCAUUUGGGGUUUCUGGAUUCACCAGAUUGUCUUCUGUUGCGUCUCAUUGACGAUUUUCUCCUCAUCACUUUAGAUCAAAACAAGGCUGUCAGAUUUGUGAACGCCAUGCAUGGUGGGUUUCCCGAAUACGGAGUUACGGUCAACCCGGCCAAGACCAUGGUCAACUUCGACAUGCUAUAUGAUGGCGAACCUGUUCGAAAGUACAACCAUGAAAAGGGCUUUCCUUACUGUGGGACGGCGAUUAACUGUCAGACACUGGAUAUAACCAAGGAUAGAGAAAGAGACGCAAACAUCGAUGUAUCGACCUCCCUUACGGUUGACUUUGGCCGCACCCCGGGCCAGAAUUUCCAGCGAAAAGUUCUGAACGCAUUCAAGAUCCAAUCACAUUUGAUGUUCUACGACACGUCUCACAAUUCAACCCGGACCGUUCUAUCAUCACUCCAGGGUGCUUUCGUCGAGACUGCCAGCAAGAUGUGGGCGUAUAUCCGCUGCCUCAGAAAAAACCAGCAUCCCAGUAGUGAAAUGAUACUUCGAACCAUUGCCACGUUGAUAGACGUGGCUUAUAAAUUGCUAACGAGCAAAUCCCGAAUGAUGAAAUACCCCCAGUAUACUUGUAGUAUACGACAGUCGCAAGUUGCUCUCAUUGCCUGCCUGGCUUUUGAGAAGGUGCUUGCGACCAAACAAAGCAAUUAUCAGGCAGUAAUCAAGUGGCUUCGCAGAAAAGUAGACAAACUUGCUUCUGGGAGAAACCAUGAACCCAUGCAUACGCCCAGAAAUGGACAAAUAUCGGGUUAG
This is a messenger RNA of Fusarium poae, 3423 nucleotides long. RefSeq lists its product as uncharacterized. Gene Ontology annotation, cellular component: telomerase catalytic core complex. NCBI's taxonomy places the organism in Eukaryota, Fungi, Ascomycota, Sordariomycetes, Hypocreales, Nectriaceae. The transcript has 10 exons. Gene Ontology annotation, biological process: telomere maintenance via telomerase. Gene Ontology annotation, molecular function: telomerase RNA binding; telomeric repeat DNA binding. Bases 1 to 3423 code for a protein of 1140 amino acids. The record is from RefSeq and is a predicted model, not a curated record.